Messenger RNA from Mycena citricolor, 3051 nucleotides. Lineage: Eukaryota; Fungi; Basidiomycota; Agaricomycetes; Agaricales; Mycenaceae. The record is from the annotation of a GenBank genome assembly.
AUGAUUGACGCAAUGAUCAAGACCCCAGGUAGCCGACUAUCGCAAUAUCGCAACAUCGUAAUAUUCGAAAAGCGCAACAUUCGAGAUAGGAUCAGCGGCCGGGUCGCCGGCGCGAGCAGGCUCGUCGCAAGUCCGGACUCCCAGGCGACAUUCCAGGGCAGCGGUUCGUACGUCGUGUUCGACUGGGGAAGGAGCCCGCUCAAGUUGGACGACUCGUGCCAGCCCGCACGGCUGCAGAACUGGGACAGAAUCCAGACGUUCCACGUGCCGCGAGCCACGGGGCUGCUGACGCAGACCGUGGGACAGCAGCGCGGCGGGUUCCGCUUCCUGACGAUUGUGAGUGCGAGCGCGGACCCGCUGACGAUCUCGAACAUCUCGCUGGCGAUCACGUUCAUGCCCCACUGGGAUGAUCUCAGGGCGUACCCGGGCUACUUCUUUGCACCUGACCCCGGGUUCCACGACAUCGACUUCCUCACGAAGAUCUGGCACUAUAGGGUGCAGACCAACACAAUCCCUCCCCACACGGCGCGACAGGAGCCGUGCCCAGCAGGAGGUGGCUGGUCCAACGAUGCCUUGGGAGGAGCUGCCACUGGGCCUAUCCUCGUCGAUGGUGCAAAACGCGACAGGAACAUCUGGCCAGGCGACUGCGGCAUCUCCACACACACGGAGCUCGUCGCGCUGAGCGACAUGGAGCCGACCAAGAACUCGUUGAUGGUGAUGUUCCGCACGCAAAACCUGACGACUGGCGCGCUGCAGUACUCCGGGCCGCCGCUGAACAACCAGGGAAGCGACACGUACAUCUCGUGGUCGCUCAUUGGGACGCACAACUACUUCCUGUACACGGGCGACCUCGAUUUCAUCAAGUCUGUCUGGGCGAACUACACCAAGGCGGUUGGCUUCCUUGAGGGCCAGGUGGACUUGACCGGCCUGAUGAACGUCUCGUCUGCGCUCUCGAACGACUGGGGCAGGGCCAGCGGCGCCGGACACAACUCUGCGGCAAACGCGUUGCUUUAUCGCGUGAGGAUUGAUUUCUGUCUCUCGCAUCAUGUAUCCGCGCUCAUCAAGCUCGUAGACGCUCGUCACCACGGCGGACCUGGCGACGCAUCUCGGCAAUGUCUCCCUCCCCGCCACAUACCUCGCCAACGCGACCAAGAUCAAAACUGCGUUCAACAGCCUGCUGUGGGACGCCGCGGCGGGCCGGUUCCGCAGCAACGACCUGCCGAGGAGCAUCCACCCGCAGGACGGCAACGCGCUCGCGGUCCUGUACAACCUCACGACAUCGGACGCACAGAACAAGGCCGUGAGCGCCGGGCUGAUGAAGUUCUGGACGCCCAUCAGGCCGUGGCUUCGAGGUGCGUGUUGCGCUGGUGGUUUGUGGUUUGCGUGUCACCUGCGCGACAGAUCCAAGCGCAUUUUGUGGCCGGCAAGGGCGAGCGGGCAAUUGAUCUGAUCGAGCGCGAGUGGGGGUACAUGCUGGAAACCAACUUGAGUGUCAAGUCGCCGCUGCUAGAGGGCUUCUCGGCCAACGGAUCGCUCGGGUGCGUGUCGUAUCAAUCAGCUGCGGCAAGCUUGGCCAACAAAACCAUCGCUCCCGACGGUAUACCCCGCGCCGCUGUGCUCGCUGGAGGAACUUUCCCUGGCCCGCUCGUCACAGGAAACAUUGGCGACAACUUCCAGCUCACGGUCGUCGAUCAGCAGCAGGACAACCGCAUGCUCGAGCCCACGUCAAUUCACUGGCAUGGACUGUUUCAAAACGGAACCAACUACAUGGACGGGCCGUCUUUCAUCAAUCAGUGUCCUAUCUCGCCCGGGAACUCGUUCACAUAUGAUUUCACUUCCCAACAAUCUGGAACGUUCUGGUAUCACUCGCACCUUGCUACUCAAUACUGCGAUGGUCUGCGUGGCGCGAUGGUCAUCUACGAUCCCAACGACGCAUACCUUUCAGAGUACGACGUCGACGACGAGUCCACGGUCAUCAACCUCGCCGACUGGUACAACGUUUUCGCUGAGACCGUGACGGGUGCUGCAACGCCAUCUUCCAUGCUCAUCAACGGUCUUGGACGCACUGCUGCUACACUAUCGAACACGACCCUGGCUGUGAUCAACGUCAAGCAAGGCUUGCGCUACCGCUUCCGUCUGGUGAACACCGCUUGCGACUCGAACUACGUAUUCCAAAUCGACGGCCACAAGAAUCUCACCAUCAUCGAGGCAGACGGUAUCCUCCACGAGCCAUUGAGCGUCGACUCGAUUCAGAUCUAUGCGGCCCAACGGUAUUCGUUCAUCAUGACUGCUGACCAAGCUGUCAACAACUACUGGAUUCGCGCGAACCCGAACAACGGUCCCACUGGUUUCAUCGGGGGUAUCAACUCUGCGAUUCUCCGCUACGAAGGCGCGAGCACGUCUGAGCCCACGACUUCGCAAGACACCUCGGUCAACGGGUUGAUCAACGAGGUCAAUUUGCAUCCCUUAGUCAACCCUGGUGCUCCCGGUGGCGCAUUCAUUGGUGGCGCUGAUGUCCAGUUGAAUUUGGUUUUGGCACGUAAUGCGGCAACAGGGAAAUUCACGAUCAACGGCGUAGCAUUCGUUCCGCCCACUGUCCCUGUCCUGCUCCAGAUUUUGUCUGGCGCACAAAACGCACAGUCGCUGCUACCCACUGGCUCGGUCUACGCGCUCCCACACUUUGCGACGGUGGAAAUCACCCUCGCAGGAGGCGCGCCUGGUGGUGGUCAUCCGUUCCAUUUGCACGGACACGCUUUUGACGUCAUCCGCGCUGCUGGAAGCACCACGUACAACUACGUCAACCCUGCCCGCCGUGAUGUCGUGAACAUCGGAGUCGCGGGUGACAAUGUCACGAUCCGGUUCUUCACGGACAACCGCGGACCGUGGUUCCUCCACUGCCACAUCGACUGGCACUUGGAAGCCGGUUUCGCAGUCGUGAUGGCCGAGGACGUUGCCGACUGGCAGUCGCAGCUGAUCCCGACUUCGGAGUGGAACCAAUUGUGUCCUAUCUACAACGCGCUUCCGGCCUCGAUCACCUCUCAUGCUGCUUGA